This is a messenger RNA of Balaenoptera acutorostrata (minke whale), 1885 nucleotides long. RefSeq names its product ADP ribosylation factor like GTPase 8A (gene ARL8A). Lineage: Eukaryota; Metazoa; Chordata; Mammalia; Artiodactyla; Balaenopteridae. Gene Ontology annotation, biological process: anterograde axonal transport; protein transport. Gene Ontology annotation, molecular function: GTPase activity; GTP binding. The transcript has 7 exons. Bases 303 to 863 code for a protein of 186 amino acids. Gene Ontology annotation, cellular component: lysosomal membrane. The record is from RefSeq and is a predicted model, not a curated record.
GGCCAGGAGGAGCGCGCUCGCUCGGGGGCGAGCAGGGCCGGCGGCCGCGCGGGCGGAGGAAGAGGACGAGGAGGAGGACGACUGCGAGGAGGACGGCGACCGGGAGGAGAAGGACGCGCGGAGGCCACACCCAUCGGCGCGCCGAUCCGGCAGCGAGUCGUCGGCGGCCGCGCGCUCCAGCCGAGCCUCCGCCCGCACCGAGUCCGGAGCCGGGCCGCACCGGGGAGGGGCCGCUCCGGCCGCAGCGCGAGGGCACGAGGGGCGGCGGGAGGCCGGCACCGGGCGCGGCCGGCGCAGCGACCAUGAUCGCUUUGUUCAACAAGCUGCUGGACUGGUUCAAGGCCCUGUUCUGGAAGGAGGAGAUGGAGCUCACGCUGGUCGGGCUGCAGUACUCGGGCAAGACCACCUUCGUCAACGUGAUCGCGUCGGGACAGUUCAAUGAGGACAUGAUCCCCACCGUGGGCUUCAACAUGCGCAAGAUCACCAAAGGGAACGUGACCAUCAAGCUCUGGGACAUCGGGGGACAGCCCCGCUUCCGCAGCAUGUGGGAGCGCUACUGCCGAGGAGUGAGCGCCAUCGUGUACAUGGUGGAUGCCGCUGACCAAGAGAAGAUUGAGGCCUCCAAGAAUGAACUCCACAACCUACUGGACAAGCCCCAGCUGCAGGGCAUCCCGGUCCUAGUCCUGGGCAACAAGCGAGACCUCCCGGGAGCCUUGGAUGAGAAGGAGCUGAUCGAGAAAAUGAAUCUGUCUGCCAUCCAGGACCGAGAGAUCUGCUGCUACUCCAUCUCGUGCAAAGAAAAGGACAACAUCGACAUCACCCUACAGUGGCUUAUCCAGCACUCAAAGUCACGGAGAAGCUGAGACUCCGGCCCCGCCCCCUCGGACCAGGGACCGCCCUCCGGAUCUGAAGCCGAGCUCCCGCCCCCUCCCCCUGCCGCCCCCCCAAGCCCACCCCUCCUUACUUGGUGUGGGGAGGGGCCCUCUGGGGGUCCCAGAGUCCUAUUCUGCUGAGGUUUGAACUCCCGAUUUUAUUGUAAAAUAAAUUGCUCCCCUCCGGUCCCCUAACCUCCCCCCUCCCCUCUCCCUUUGUCUCUCCGCCGCCCUGCUUCCCUCCCCUCUGCAGCCCCGCCCCACAGCCCCGCCUCCUCUCCUGUCCCGCUCCCUGCUUCCCUUUCCCACACUCUUCUGUUAUUGUCCUGUGUGUACAGUAUAUAUAUGUAUAUAUAUUUUAAUUUUUUUAUUUAAGCAAAGACUAAAAUCAACCAUUUGAUGCUGCAGGGGCCAGUCAGGAUCUGGGAGGGGGCGGUCUGGAGAGAAGGAGAAUAGCGGGGUUAGCUGGGGCCGGUUCAGGUCAGGAAAGGUAAGGCUGGCACAGGGGCAGGUACCAGCCCAGGCACGGGUGGCCGUCCCCACGUCCCGUUUGUCUCCACUUCCCAGUCUGGCCUGUCUCCGCAGUGUUUGAAUGUCACAGGCUGAAGGGAGCUUCCAGAGACGCCCUUCUCUGCCCCCAGCCUCAGCAUGGCCACCAGGCUCAACCAGGGGCCGGAGACCGGGGGCGAAGGGGCAGGAGGCCAGCGCCCUAGCAGCCCCUCCCGCCUGUUCCUGGCUCCCAGCUCCUGCCCCUCCCCGGGCCCUCACCUCCACGGGCCACCUCAUUUUCUGUUCUCAUUUUGCAGAGUUGCACAAGGAGAGAACUCAGCAUGGGGGGUUGGUUCUUUGGGUUUUGUUUUCUGUUUGUUUAAUUUAAUGAUUUGUAAAGUGAUGUCCCUCUUCCUUUUUUACACUUUUCAGCUCAUAUUUAACCUCUGUUUGGAAAAUGAUUCUUGUAACUGUACAUUUUUUUGCCUCCUAACAACAAGAAUAAAUGACAAUUUUGUGUUGGG